AGGUAACAGUAUCGUAAACUCUGCACCCAACACCAGCCCCAACCUGUCCAGGUCAUCAUCCAAUCAGCCCCUGCCACAGGGGAGCAUCGCUGCCCCCUGGGCUGACCGCUGGGGCUAGGUAGCCGGCGGGCGAGCGGGCCGGGCCGGCGGGCGGCGGCGGCGGCGGCGGCGGCAGCGGCGGCGGUACUGGAAAGGGAGAGUGAGCCGCCAGCCCGUGCUCCGAUGAUCGUCGUAUAAAAUGAAAGCGGCACAGGCAUGGGCAUCGUAUUCGCCGCCUAGAGUCGGAGCUCGACACACCUCAGACAUGCUGCGAAACGCUCUACUGCUGGCUCUGGUGGCCGUCUGGGUGGCCAGCGGCGACCCCGACCCCAAGCCCGAGGCCAAGCCCGAGGCGCGCCGCGGCCGCCGGCCAGCUCUGCGCGCCGGCUACGGCGCCCCGGCCCUGUCCCCGUCCUACGGCCCGCCGGCCCCCAGCUACGGCCCGCCGGCGCCCACCUAUGGCGCCCCGGCGCCCGUCUACGGCGCCCCGGCGCCCAGCUACGGCCCGCCGGCGCCCGCGUACGGCCCGCCCGCCGUCGAGAAGCCCGUCUGCUACGCCAAGACCCAGUUCAAGACCACCUGGGGCAAGAUGACGCAGUACAAGACCCACUGGGCCACCGAGAACCAGGUGAUUCCGUACACCAUGUACAAGUACGUCACCGAGACUCUGUACUGGCCGACCACCGUCACCGAGUGGAAGGAGAUCAUCAAGACCCUGCCGUACAAGCUGCUCACUGAGACCCAGGUGGUCUACAAGACCAAGGCUCUAGUGGAGAAGCACCCCGACUACACCAACACCGAGUACGUGUGGCACACGCACAACUACAUGGACCACCACACCGUCACCAAGCACAUCACCAAGUACGCCACCAAGACCAACUACUACACCGACACUGUCACCGAGUACGUCAAGAAGCCCGAGUACCACACCGAGACCCAGACCGAGUACGAGACCAAGUACCACACCAAGAAGGUCCAGGAGCCCUACUAUGAGACCGUCUACAAAACCGUGAAGAAGCCCCAGCCGAUGUACGUGACUGAGUACGCCACCAAGCACCAGUACCAGACGGUGUACGCCACGCACACGCAGCACGAGUACCACACCGUCACCAAGUGCCCGAGCACCAGCUACGGCCCGCCCUCCUACUAAAACUGCCGCAGAUCGUAGCCGACCGCGGUCGCCUGGCCCGACAGGUCGCAGCGCCUCCAUCUCGGCGCCGCCGCCACUCCACCGGUGACCUGACCUGACCCGACCUGGGUCGUCGCGCCAGCCGGCCGUGCGCCGCCAGUCUUUCAGGGGACACCCGGUCCGCACUGGUCACUGCCGCUGGGUCGGAGGGUGCCCGCCGCGGCGCCCGCACCCCUGCGCCCCGGCAGCGGACCCUGGACGGUGUUCCCGCCAGCGUCACACUCACCUGGUCACAAAAUUACUCAACGCCUCGCCGAGACUUCGGCGGUGGCUCAAACGGGUGGCGUGCACAUUUCCGCGGGCACGGAGUGGCGCCUGGUGGUCUCGGGCGCCCUCCUCCCUCACUGGAAUGAGUGAUCAUUGUGUGCAAGCCAGUGCUAGAAUUGUUUUAGUUAUAUUCACCUACAUUAGCUGUUAUCUGUCUCUGAGUUUUCAUCCCAGUGCGAUUGUUGUUGCCUCACUCCUCUGAGUGGCUGGGGACUGUUCCCGGCCACACAGCUUUUAUAAAUUAUUGUAAUAUGCAUACCUGCCUGUUGUUCUUCUGUAAAUACAUGAGAGGAUUUUUGUAA
Amphibalanus amphitrite is the source of this 1797-nucleotide messenger RNA. Its product is annotated as DNA-directed RNA polymerase II subunit RPB1-like. The transcript has 4 exons. The record is from RefSeq and is a predicted model, not a curated record. Lineage: Eukaryota; Metazoa; Arthropoda; Thecostraca; Balanomorpha; Balanidae. Bases 239 to 1189 code for a protein of 316 amino acids.